AUGGCCCAGGCCCUGGGGGAGGACCUGGUGCAGUCUGGUGAGCAGGAUGACUCCAGCUCUUUGGGGUCUGACUCAGAGCUGAGUGGGCCCGGCCCAUAUCGCCAGGCUGACCGCUAUGGCUUCAUUGGGGGCAGCUCAGCAGAGCCAGGGCCAGGUCACCCUCCUGCAGACCUUAUCCGCCAGCGGGAGAUGAAGUGGGUGGAGAUGACCUCACACUGGGAGAAAACCAUGUCUCGGCGGUACAAGAAGAUAAAGAUGCAGUGCCGGAAAGGCAUCCCCUCGGCCCUGCGGGCCCGGUGCUGGCCCCUGUUGUGCGGGGCCCAUGUGUGUCAGCAGAACAGCCGUGACACUUAUCAGGAAUUGGCUGAGGCCCCUGGGGACCCACAGUGGGUGGAGACCAUCGGCAGGGACCUGCACCGCCAGUUCCCUCUGCAUGAGAUGUUUGUGUCACCCCAGGGUCACGGGCAGCAGGGGCUCCUCCAGGUACUCAAGGCCUACACCCUAUAUCGGCCGGAACAGGGCUACUGCCAGGCCCAGGGCCCUGUGGCUGCCGUGCUGCUCAUGUAUCUGCCCCCAGAGGCCUGUGCCCGCCCCCAGGAGGCCUUCUGGUGCCUGGUACAGAUCUGCGAGGUUUACCUCCCUGGCUACUACGGGCCCCAUAUGGAGGCUGUACGGCUGGACGCUGAGGUGUUCGCGGCCCUGCUGCGGCGGCUGCUCCCGCGUGUGCACAAGCACCUGCAGCAGGUGGGCGUCGGGCCCCUGCUCUACCUGCCCGAGUGGUUCCUGUGCCUCUUCGCCCGCUCCUUGCCCUUCCCCACGGUGCUGCGUGUCUGGGACGCUUUCCUUAGCGAGGGUGUGAAGGUGCUGUUCCGCGUGGGGCUGACACUGGUACGCCUGGCACUGGGCACCACUGAACAGCGCCUGGCCUGCCCGGGGCUCCUGGAGACGCUCGGUGCCCUUCGAGCCAUCCCGCCCACCCAGCUGCAGGAGGAGGUCUUCAUGCCCCAGGUGCACAGCGUGGCCCUGUCCGAACAGGACUUGCAGCGGGAGAUCAAGGCCCAGCUGGCCCAGCUGCCCGCGUCAGCAUCUGGGCCACCCCCGAGGCCGCAGGCCCGCCUGCCUGGGGCCCAAGCCAUCUUUGAGGCCCAGCAGCUGGCAGGAACCCGGGGAGCCACCAGGCCCGAGGUGCCCCGCAUCGUGGUGCAGCCCCCGGAGGAGCCCAGGCCGCCGCGGCGCAAGCCCCAGACCCGAGGCAAGACUUUCCAUGGGCUGCUGACUCGGUCCAGGGCUCCCCAUAUCGAGAGCCCCGCCAGGUCCCAUCGAGGCUCCACCUCCUCCCUGGACACCCGAUUCUGA
Messenger RNA from Mesoplodon densirostris (Blainville's beaked whale), 1356 nucleotides. It is a transcript of the gene TBC1D10C, whose product is annotated as TBC1 domain family member 10C. The record is from RefSeq and is a predicted model, not a curated record. The coding region runs from base 1 to 1356 and encodes 451 amino acids. NCBI's taxonomy places the organism in Eukaryota, Metazoa, Chordata, Mammalia, Artiodactyla, Ziphiidae. The transcript is spliced from 9 exons.